This is a messenger RNA of Rangifer tarandus platyrhynchus (Svalbard reindeer), 1347 nucleotides long. The record is from the annotation of a GenBank genome assembly. Lineage: Eukaryota; Metazoa; Chordata; Mammalia; Artiodactyla; Cervidae.
AUGGAGCUGGCGCCACGAAGCUGUCCCUUGCCGCUGCUACUGCUGCUUUUGGGCUUGAGCUCGGGAGCUGUCAUCAGCUGGCCCACGGAAGAGAGCAAGGAAGUCUGGGGUUAUGUGACUGUCCGGAACAAUGCCCACAUGUUCUGGUGGCUCUAUUAUGCCACCAGCCCCUACAAGAACUUCUCAGAACUGCCCCUGGUCAUGUGGCUUCAGGGUGGUCCAGGUGCUUCCAGCACUGGCUUUGGAAACUUUGAGGAAAUCGGGCCCCUUGACAGUGAUCUCCAACCACGAAGGACCACUUGGCUCCAGUCGGCCAGCCUCCUGUUUGUGGAUAACCCCGUGGGCACUGGAUUCAGUUAUGUGAACAAGAGUGAUGCAUACGCCAAAGACCUGGCCACCGUGGCAUCAGACAUGAUGGUUCUCCUGAAGACCUUCUUUGAUUACCACAAAGAAUUCCAGACGAUUCCAUUCUACAUUUUCUCAGAGUCCUAUGGAGGAAAGAUGGCUGCUGGCAUUGCUCUAGAACUUUAUAAGGCCAUUCAGCAAGGGACCAUCCGGUGCAACUUUGGUGGGGUCGCUCUGGGUGACUCUUGGAUCUCUCCCAUCGAUUCAGUGCUCUCCUGGGGACCUUACCUAUACAGUAUGUCUCUUCUCGAUGACCAAGGUCUGGCAGAGGUGUCUGAGGCUGCAGAGGAAGUCCUGGAUGCCCUGAGCAAGGAACUCUACCAAAAGGCCACCGAGCUCUGGGGGAAAGCAGAAAUGGUCAUUGAACAGAACACAGAUGGGGUGAACUUCUAUAACAUCCUAACUAAGAGCUCUCCUAUGUCUGCGGUGGCGUCGAGUCUAGAAUUCUCCCAGAAACACCUCGUUCCUCUUUUCCAACGCCACGUGAGACACCUACAACAGGAUGCCUUAAGUCAGCUCAUGAAUGGUCCCAUCAGGAAGAAGCUCAAAAUUAUUCCUGAAGAUUGCACCUGGGGAGGCCAGGCUACCAGCGUCUUCCUGAACAUGGAGGGGGACUUCAUGAAGCCGGUCAUCAGCAUUGUGGACGAGCUGCUGGAAGCCGGGGUCAAUGUGACUGUGUAUAAUGGACAGCUCGACCUCAUCGUGGACACCAUGGGUCAGGAGACCUGGAUACGAAGACUGAAAUGGGAAGAAUUGCCCAAAUUCAACCAGCUGAAGUGGAAGCCCCUGCACAGUGACCCCAAAUCUUCAGAAACGUCUGCCUUUGUCAAGUCCCACAAGAACCUGGCUUUCUACUGGAUUCUCAGAGCUGGACACAUGGUUCCUUCCGACCAAGGGGACACGGCUCUGAAAAUGAUGAGGCUGGUGACUCAGCAGGAAUAG